UUAAGGGACAGUGGAGCAAGUAAUUUCCACCCCACACCCAGGCACCAUGAAAGAGGGUCAUGAGGGUCAUAAUUUCAACAGGCAGAGUGUAGUGUAAUAACCACACAAGCACCAGGGCAUGUUUAAGGAUCAAUAACUUUAACAACUUUAUUGAGGACAGCCUCCCUUCUUAUACCAUUAGCUCUACAAGCGGUACUUUCCUACUAGCUAUUUGUUGGUUCACAACUUUGCCCAGCAACAGCAAACAUGUAGCAACUUCCAUAUCUUAAAGGUCGGAGAACAAGCAGUUUGAGACAGCAAGGCGUCCUGUGAAUCACCACUUCUUUGUUCCUUCUCACUUCUUUACAUUCCUCAUGGCUUCAUCCUCACGAGUCUGAUGUUAUCACCAAGCACAGGGGCUUGUAGACCCCCAUGGCAAUACUCCCACAGCAGAGCACCGAACUUGAGGCAUUUGGAAGGUGGUGAAAGUUGGGCAAAGAGAACGGAGCUUGGGAACGGAGUGGCCGAGACAGGUGGUGGCUGGUUGAGAUGCUACUCCCCAUUGUGACAGGAGGAAUUUCUGCAGAGUUAAAAGGGAGAAGAGGGCCUGUCUAACUAGAAGGAGUGAGAAGUUGGAUGGUCUUGGCCCCUUGGGACACCAAGGCUGCAGGCCCUAGUUAGAAGGGAGCACAAGCUGAGGAGGCACGCAGGGAGGGAACAUGUUGAGGGGAGCGUGAGGCAUACGAGCAGUCAGAAACGUUGAGGAACAAAGUGUAGGUGGGGUCAGGGAUCUGAGGAGACUGGAGAGAGGAGCUGGUUGGAGGGGUUGAGGCGUUGUACAGGUUUGGUAGAAGUUUGGGUUCCUGUUUUGGGGCUGAGGGAAGGAAUGGGCAGGCUUUCCUAAUAAAUAUUUUUCUUUGGAGCUUGGAAUGGAAUUUAACAUUUCUGAUUGGGGCUUGGAAUUGCAACAUAGCCAGUUCUCCCUGUGGUGGAUAAUAAGCUUUUUAUGGUCACUUGCACUAUAUUAGCUCAGCUGGCAGGAAAUUGUAGAACACCAAACAGUAGAGAGUGAUGAAGGAAGGAGGAUGGGAAAAUUCAGGCAGUUGUGUUUUAUUUGUUUAUUGUGUUGUGUGUUUUUUUAAGUAAAGUAAUAAAAUAUGAAAAAAAUAAACUACUUAGUGACACCAAUUGUAGAGAGCAGGCAGGCUAAAAGGUAAAAGCAAUCCUUGGGUCCAGAGAAAUCUAACUGAAGAAAAAGUAUUAUUUCUAAAGUAAGUCCUUUUAUUUUAAAGAAAAAAAGGAAAAAUAGAAGGAAAAAAAAAAAGCAAUUCCCUAUCUUUAUUUCUGUUGUAUGAUGGAUAAGCUUGCAGCAUAAAUUACAUGGAUUAACUGUAACUUCCUUUCUUUUGGUAAUCUUUCUGUCUGUACCUGCUUACUCAAGGAAAAAUAUAUUUUAGAAACUACCAACUUGAUAGAAAAAACAGCACAUGAAAAUCAGGCUGACAAAGCAGAAAUUUCACAUCAGGAAGCCCUAGCAGAAAAUGAGGAAUCCCACAGUGCUGACAAGCAGUUAAGCCUAAAACCUUGGGAAGAAAGGUAUGAAAGAAUGUGGGUUGAAAAUGAGAAAAGGGAGUUGAAAACAAAUUUUAAAAACAUUACAGCAGAGCUGAAGCAGCUGUUUGGUGAAGUUUGUGAACCUGUGAAAACUACUUCCUUUGUGGAAGAAAUGUCAGAAGACAACUUUAAUGAAGAACUGAAGAGUUUUCACGUUGCUUCAUCUGACGUGACAGAAUCAAAUAACAAGUUAGAAAGUAAAGGUGAAUUUGGAGAUACUAAACUUAAUGCAGACCUAAAAGAACCCAAAAUGGAAAUUGUAAUUGCAAGCCUUGGUGUUCUUCCUGAUCAAAAUAACUUAAAUGCAAACAUGGAAGAUACCUGGAGUACAGAUGAAAGAGAUUACACUAAUGAUGCAGAUAAUACAAAAGUGCCUCUAACGAAAGAAGAGGAAAAUAAAAUGUCUACUAUGGAAAUGGAAGAGAACAAGUAUGGAAGUAGUAGAAAUGCAGAGGGAAAUCCUGAAUACUCCCUGAGACACUGUUUAAAAACAAAUAUUUUGGAUGACAUUUCUAAUAUUCGUCCUAAUUUAAGACCUCCUUCUACAAAUGGUGAAAAUGCAUUUUUUGUAGGAGAAAGGAAAUUUGGAAAAGACUUCUGUCUUAGUGGCAAUAUUUCCAGAGACUACCUUAUCAAAAACAAUAAAAUAGGAGAGGCAGAAAUUGAAAGUAUUUUUGCAAAUUCUCAGCAACCUUGUGGCACUCUGAAAAGGAAUCUGGAUGAAGAACUAGAACAAGACGUGGAAAGAUUUAAGAGUAAGGUAGGAAUGCUGCAAAUAGUAUUCCUGGCUUUGGAGAAAGAGAAGGUACAGCUACAAAAAGAGGUUGAGAAGGAAAAAAGGAAGCAGAGACGUUUCAAAAUGCAGGCAGUGGAGAAACAAGAAGAUCUUGAUAAAUUAAAUACACCAGCAGGCAAUGCCAUUAAUCAGCAAAUGAAGCAAAAGCUUAAUCUCAGGAAGAAUGAAUGUUUGAAAACUGAGGAUGAAAAAAUAAUAGAAGAAAAGCACAAAAAGGAUUUUUCAUUUGAGGAAACUUCAAAAGUAAAUGAAAUGCCAAUAAAAAGUAAAUCUUUCCUGAAAGCAAAAGAUGUAAAAAAAAAUGAGAGUAAAAGACAGUCUUCAAAGCAGAAGGCUAAUCAGAGGAUGAGUUCUUCCAGUGGGAAUCAUUUUCAAGUACUGGAUGAUAGCACUUUCAGUGAAACAUCUCAAGAUGAAGAAAGACCUGCAGCAAAAACAGGGAGUGAAAAGAACACGGUCAGCGUACAAAUGGAUGUUAUGGAUAACCUUGAUUUAACACAGUCAUCUGACACAACUACAGAGGAUGUUGAAUUGCCAACUCCAACCUACAAAGAAGCUAUGUUGCUGUUAGAACAGCUUAGUGUGGAUCAUACAGGUUCUGUUAUUCUGUUGAAAAUUCAAAACAUACUUCUUCAAUAUGAACAGAUAAUAGAACGCGAAAAAAGUCGGUAUGCAGCUCUCUGUAGAGAAGUCAGGAAAUUGGAAAGUGAAAAAGAAGAGUCACAAUUAAUAGCAGAAGAGACUCAGGAUUUGAAAUCCAUAUUGGCUCACCAAGAAGUGGAAUGGAAAAGUGAUAUCCAAAGCCUUAAAUUUUCUUUGAAACAAGAAGAAGAAAAGAGGCUCAGAGUUGAAAUGCUGUAUGAGAAAACAAGAGAACAACUAAGAAGGAAAGAGGAUCAAUACUGUAAAGAGAUGGAGGAAAAACAACAACUUGAGUUGCACUCAGGGAAUCUACAAACAGAGUUAAUAACAUUGAGAAAGCUCUUGAAACAGGUUGAAGAAGAACGUGAUGAAACACAGAGACAGCUGUCUCAGGAAAAGAGUGCCAGAGCCCUGCAAGAAGGAAUUUUGAACAGCCACCUGUGGAGACAGAAGGAACUAGAAGAAGAGACGAGAAUAACCAUAGGAAAAAAUUCAGAGGAAUCUGACACUAAUGAAAGAGAAAAGGAUCUGUUGUACAAAAAUCAGUUACUGCAAGAUGAGAUUGCUAUGCUAAGACUAGAACUUGACCAAGUAAAACUUAGGCACCAGGAGGAUGAAGGAAAAUAUUUAGAGGAAAAUGAAACUUUGAAAGAAAAAAAUGAAGAUCUUAAAAAGGAACUUAAACUGAAUGAGGAAGCCUUAACACAAACAGUGUUUCAAUACAAUGGACAGCUGAAUUUACUAAAGACAGAAUCUGCAGUGCUAACUUCCAAACUUGAGCAGACUAAAGAAAGCAAAGACAGACUGGAGACAGAGAUUGAAUCGUUCCGUUCUCGCCUGAACGCUGCUGUUCAAGAUCUUGAACGUCAUCAGACAUCAAAAAGUGAUGUCGAACGAACAUUUCAGAGAGAACGUGAUGAAUGGCUUCGGUUGCAAGACAAGCUCCAUCAUGACCUCUCUGAUGUGCGAGAAACCAACAAGAGCUUGUCUCAGCAGCUGAGUAAAGCUGAAAGCAAAGCUAAUACUCUAGAAAAUGAGCUUCACCAGUUGAAACAAACACUUAGAGAAAAAACACUACUUUUAGAAAUGACACAAAAGGAAUUAAGUCAAGCCCAAUGUCAGGCAAAGGAAAGUGAUCAUGCUCGGCAACUUGAGAAAGAUCAAGUAAGCAAGUUUAUGAUAAAGCAGGAAUCCAUGCAGGAGCGAUUGGCCCAGCUCCAAAGUGAAAAUCUUUUACUCCGUCAACAGUUGGAAGAUAUGCAGAACAAGGGGAUCAUCAAAGAAAAAGUUGUGAAUGAUGUCCAGGACAGAUUUAAUGAUAUUUUCAACAAACUCAGAGCUGAUACUGAAAAGCAAGUUUACCUGAUGGAAGAGAGAAACAAGGAAUUAAAAACCAAGUGUACAGAUUUAAGAGAACAAGUCUUCAAAUACGAGGCUGACAAAGUAGAAAGAGAGGGUAUGGUCAGACAGCUGCAGCAGGAACUUGCUGAUGCUCUUAAAAAGCAGUCUAUGUCAGAAGCUGCACUUGAAGUUACUACGCACUACCGCAGUGACCUGGAGGAAGACAAACUGCGCUUGCAAAAGGAGUUGGACAGGGUUAAAACCAAGUUGCAGGAAUCAGAACAACAAUGUAUUCAGUCUGAGCAUUGUGUUCAUGACUUAAAGACUGUCUUAGAUAAUAAGGAAAGAGAAUUAAUAGCUUCUUCCCAGAAACUGCAAGACCUUCUGUUAUCAUCUUCUGGAACUAAUACUACUAUAAAACAACUGGAAGAGCAUGUGCAAAGGCUUGAAAUUGAAAAUGCCAGAUUGGAAGCCACAGCCAAACAACAAACCAACAGGAUUGAAGCCCUUCAGAAAGACCUGCAAACUUCUGCCUCAGUUCAUAAUCGCCUAGAGGACUUGAUAACUGGCUUGCGGACAACACAGACAACUGCAGAAGAGCACCAACAUCAGCAGAUGCAAAAGCAGAAUGUGCUGCCUCUGACAUCAAAAGACUCACGCAGUAUGUGGGAAGAGGAAUUGAAGUCAAGAACCCACCUUGAAGAUCGUCUUGCUCAGCUUGGCAGGGAAAAGGCUGAGCUCCUAGAACAGUGGGAGAGUGAGAGAAAGAAAGUGAAGAAGCUGGUAGAGUUGAAACGCCCAGUUGAGGUGCGUCUGGACCAGGAAAUGAAAAGAAACAUUGAACUGCAAAAAGAAUGUCACAGGUGCAAGAGGCUUCUGAACAGAGCUAUGAAGAAAAUCAGGAUGUAUGAGGCCAGAGAAAGAGAGUGCCAGUUUAAUUUCCAGGGAGAAAUGAAGAACAGGUAUUCUGAAAUGGUCAAUGAAGUUGGCAGAUUGAGAACAAAGGUUAGUGAACUUUCCCAGCAGCUGGAGUUGGAGUCUAAAAAAUGCAUGCAGCUGGAAGCACAAAAUCAGGAUUUGCGAGAAGAGCUGUCUGCUCUGCGUGGGAAUCACGAAAUACUGGAGAAGAGCAAAUGCCAGCUGAAGGAAGAAGUGGCAAACCUCAGACAUCGUUUGGAAACUAAUAUGGUGGAUCACAGCCAAAUAGAGCAAUAUAAAAGAGAGAUGGAAGAACGAGCUGGACAAGAAAUCAGACAAAAGCUACAAGAAGUCAAUUUGUUUUUGCAGACACAGGCAGCCUCCCAAGACAGGUUAGAACAAAUCAGAGCCAGCCAUCAUGCUUCACUGAGAAACCAGCUAAAGCACAGAAUUAAAGAUCUUGAAUGCGAGUUGGACAGGAUAAAAAAUACGCAACAAGACAGUAUUUUUCAAAAAGAAUCCACACAAGCAGAAGUGGAAAAAUACAAAGAACUGUAUCUGGAAGAAGUGAAAAUUAGAAGAUGUCUAGCAAAUAAGCUGGAAAGAGCUAAUGAGAGACUAGCAGAAGCCAACGCUAAGCUCCUUCAAGAGCGCCAUAGAAGCAAAUCUUUAAUUGCAAGCAGCAUUGUCGGUGGAGGUCUGGCUGCAAGUCCAGUUCUAUAUUCAACUGAACUGGGACAUCUUGGCAACAAUUUGGCACUGAACAGAAGUCUUAGUCUAGGAGGAAGCUUCCUAGGCACAACUGGGAAUGCAUUAUCGUCGAGAAACAGGGUUGAAGCCUAUGUGGCUAAGAUACGGCGGGAACUGGAUGAAAAAAUCACUAAAGAACUUGAACAAGCCACUGCUGAACUUGAAACUGGAUCUGCUGGAGCUUCUCCCAUGGUAUCUACUGAUGGAUCUUCAAAAAAUUUCAAUGUUGACCAGGAUCCCCUUUGCAGGGCAAUACAGGAGUACCGUGAUGUUUUAACCAAAAAUUAUCUUAUCUGAACAAAAUGCUAGGGAAAGGCACUAGGAAAUUUGUUUACAUAACAUAUCUGUUGUUUCCCAUCCCGUGGCUCAGAAGCAAAAACAUCUUCAUUGCAGUUUGAACAUAGAUUCUGUUAAAUAGAUGUCAAGCACACCGCACUUACUUGUUUUUUGAUGUAUAGUUGGUUUAUUCUGCACUCAAAAUAAGAACCAUAUCUGUUUUUUCUGACUAGCAGAAUGACUUAAUCUUGAUUCUUGAACUUUACAGAAUUCGAAGUGUUUCUUAUUAAAGUUAGAUGCGUUAUUUUGUUCCACUCUUGUUCAGUGUUUUAACAAAAGCAUUCCUUUUGUUCUGUUUAAUAAUACUUUCAUUCUAUGUGUUUUAGUGUUUCCAGUGUUAUUUUAAUGCUUAGGAUAUUAUUUGAUUGGCUUUUUGUCUGCUGCUCCAGUCCUGAUGCAGUGAAUAUUUCUGUUGAUGAAGUGAAAGUUUUACCACUGUUUAAGCUGGAAAACAGGGCACUUUAUAUUGCUGUCACUUUUAUGUCCCCUAGGCUUAAAAAUACUGUGAGUGUAUAGUAGUGCCAAGAAAGCUUUUAUGUGGUAUGUUUGUUUUGGUAUCCAUGUUGGUUUUUGUAUUAAAACUUGCUUCAAUUUCAGACAUUUCCAGUUGCUAGAUGAACACCUGUGGUGAACCUGAAACAGUCCCUAUAGG
This is a messenger RNA of Cygnus olor (mute swan), 7028 nucleotides long. RefSeq names its product ankyrin repeat domain-containing protein 26-like. The record is from RefSeq and is a predicted model, not a curated record. Bases 1586 to 6337 code for a protein of 1583 amino acids. The transcript is spliced from 21 exons. Lineage: Eukaryota; Metazoa; Chordata; Aves; Anseriformes; Anatidae.